AUGAGAGAAGGUGAAGGACGAGCAAAAUCUAUGGUAGAGGAAUCGAAUGAGAUAAAAGAACAAAAUGCCGACUUUGAGAGGGAGUAUCGGAUGAGGGAGGAAAGCGAGAGGAGGGCAAUAAAGAAGAGAAAGGAGAAAAGAGCUGCUCGCAAAUUAAAGGAACAAAAAGGAGGCCAAAAAGAACGGACAAUUGAUAGAGAAUGA
Dovyalis caffra is the source of this 204-nucleotide messenger RNA. Lineage: Eukaryota; Viridiplantae; Streptophyta; Magnoliopsida; Malpighiales; Salicaceae. The record is from the annotation of a GenBank genome assembly.